GCGACGCGCGUUUCAAAUAUUCUCGGACGGAAAUCAUCAUCAAUUUUUAUUCCUGCUGGUUGGUGGUUUGCCUGCCAUUUUAUUUUAGUUCCCCUUAAAACUACACACAUACCACAAAGGAAACGAAGAAGAAAAGCCAAGAAAAAAAUCGAAUCGAUUUAAAGAAAAAAGUGCUGUUUUUUCCAGACAAGAAAGUGAAGUGAAUUAAAAAUUGUUUGAAUAAAAAUUGCUAUGAAACAAAAUAGCAAAAAAAGUGCGUAAAAGCGAGGAGGAGGGGGACAACCCCAAAUCUUAAACAUAUCGUAGUCGUCGUUGUCUUCAUCUUCACAAAGAAAAGAGUUGGAAUUAAUUUGCCAAACACAAUGACGAGCCAAGAAGCAUGAUGAAAUGAAGAAUCUCAAAUUAAUGAGCAAAUUAUUUGCCUCUCGUCGAAUCCCACAAAAACAAAAACACAAGGAGCAGCGCAACAGCGACGCUUAAUUAAUUUCUUUAAGAUUCCAGUUAAAAUAACAGCCACAAAAUUAAACGCAACAAUAGGCCCUUCGACCCCCAUACAUUCAUGAAAAACAUGGAUAAAAAUGCGGGUGAGGGUGGACAACAAAACGAUGGUGGCGGAGGUGGUGGCGGCGGUGGUAAAGGCGGUGGCGGAGGUGGCAAAGGUUCAGCCAACUCUGGUGCAGGUGCUGCCGGCGCGCAUGAUCAAGCAGCUUUAUUAGAUGCGGCCUCAUUAUUUGCAUAUUGGGGCCGCGAUCCUGCUUCCGCUGCCGCAGCUGCCACAAAUCCGUUAUUUAACGCACAAUUUAAUGCUGCUGCCGCAGCUGGCUUGGGCUUGCUACCCAAUCCUACCGGUGGUGGUUCGGCCAAUGAUCGUUAUUCCAUGGCAGCGGCUGCUGCUGCAGCAGCAGCUGGACAUCAUCAUCAGAACACAAUGGCCGUGGCGGCAUCACAGGCCGCUAGUUUGGCGAGCCUUCAUCCAGCAAAUUGGUGGGCUGUCACACAAUUAGCUGCCCAAGAUUAUUUCAAUCGUUUGCAAGCCUCCGGUCUUACACAUUUUCCCCAUGCCGAUCUUGCAGCAGCUUUCAAUCCAGCCGCUUUGGGUUUGGCUGGAGCUGCUGGUGCCGGUGGUGGUAGUGGUGGUGUGGGUGGUGCUGGCGGUAGUGGAGGUCAAAAUGCCAAUUCCAGUGGAAAUUCUGGUUCAGCAGGUGGCAAUAGCAAUUCAUCGGGCAGCAAAUCAAGCAGUAAAUCUCGCAAAGAGAAGCAACGACAGCAGCAGCAACAACAACAGUUGCAACAGCAACAGCAGCAACAACAAUCAUUGGCCAAUAGCUUAAAUGCAGCAGCAGCGGCGGCCGCAGCGGCAGUAGCUGCAAAUCCAGCGGCAGCUUUGUCAAGUAUGCAUGGUCUGGUGGGUGCUGGUACAACCAUAACGCCAUCAUCUGGUCUAGGUAGCUCUGCCGGUAGUGGUAGUAACAAUAGUGGUAGUUCUAGUAAUGCCUAUAAGAACAAUUCCUCAAACUUUGGCAAAUCGUCAUCAUCAUCGUCGAACCCUAUACAGGUUCAAUUGCCUCCACCACCGGGAUCGGCAUAUGAUCCGGUACAAUUGCAUAAAGAAUUAUUGGCCAUGCAACAGGCUGCAGCUGCAGCAGCGGCCUCUGGUGCACCAAGUUCUUCAAAGAAAUCCUCAUCCAAACAAUCAAAUAAUAACUCAUCAUCGUCAGGUAACACUUCAUCCUCUUCUUCUUCUUCUACUUCCCAUCAUCACUUAACUGGUGGCAUAAAUUCUUCAUUACCCACUAAUGUUUCAUCAUCAUCAUCAGCGAAUCUAAUCUCACCGCAUGGCUCAAUGGGGGGCGGUGGCAGUGGUGGAGGUGGCGCUGGUGGUGGUGGCUCCAAUUCUUCUUCCUCAUCAUCCUCGCGUGACAAGAAUGCCGCCGACAAGAAUAACGCUUCAUUGAACGCUUUGAAUUCCCUAUCGCAAUUUGGUGCAUUAUGUAUGACACCGCAGCAAAGUAUGCAGGCAGCGAUGAAUGCCUUUGCUGCCAGUAAUUCAGCGGCAGCUGCUGCAGCUGCGGCUGCUACAUCAGGCAAUAAUUCUGGGGGAGGUGGCUCAGCCUCCUCAACAACUGGAGGCAAUAAUAAAUCUUCUAAAGAUUUUAUACCAUCUGGAGGAUUAGGUGACCACCCCUCAUUGCUGGGAGUUCGCUUGCCACCCGAUACGGAAAUCAUCAAGUACACCUCAUCCAUCGUGGGCCCCAAAAUACCCGGUACUACUUCACGUGGUCGUAAAAAGACCAUAUCAGAUGAACAAAACCAACUACAACAACAAAAACUUGACUUAGAUUCAACAACAAAUGCUCUUUCCUCUUUGCUUGCAUUUCCAGGUCUUAGCCCAGCGAAAAGGGCGAGACUCGAAAUGGAGUAUGCUGCCAUUGCCGCUGCGGCCAAUGCCGCCCAGCAACAACAUCAACAGCAAAGUGCUGCGGCUGGCGCUGGUGGUGUGGGGGGUAGUGGGGUUGGUGGUGCCUUAGGUAGUUCCUCCUCCACCGGUUUACCCGGCAAUCUGACCGCCUCACAAAUGGCCGCCUUGAGCGGUUCAUUAGGGGCGAGCGUUAACACUGCAACCCCGGGCUCCUCCACGUCCGGAGGUUCAUCGCAAAAUACCCCUCACUUGGAUUUAACAGGUCCCAGCAGUGGUCGCACCAGCCGUGAUUCUUCAACAGAUCGUGUGGAGGUGAUUAAAUUACCACCUACUAUUACCUCAAAUGGGGCCUAUAAUCUAUCGAAUAAAAACAAGGAUGUACACGAUUUGACCGGAGGCACUGAUCUUAAUUCGGGUGUAAACCUCAGUCUAAAACCAGCCGCUUCUGCAGUUUCAAACUCUACGCAUGGUGCUGGAGGAAAUGUUACGGGAACUACCAUAACUAUUGAUGACUUUGAUGCUCCUUUGAAUUUGUCUAUGAAGCCCGACAAGUCCUCCUCUUCCAGCAACGAUUUGUCUGGAGGUAACAGCAGCUCCGUCAGUGGCGGAGGAUCUGGAAAUUCUGGUGCCUCUAGCUUGCAGAGCUUAAGUUCGAUAACUGCGGCCCUGGGAGGUAAUGGUAGUGCUGGUGGAAGUAGCGGAGGUUCUGGUGCAGCUGGCAAUAGCUCCAGUAUGGGAGGUAAUGGCAGCAGCAAUUCAUCCUCCAAUAAUGCAGCCAAUGACAGAUCAUCACAGCAAAGUUCCUCCUUUAAAGAGGGAAGACCCAGAAAUCUAGGCAGAGGUGUCUCAAAGCCCAAAAAGAAUACAGUAGCCUCUUUGUUGGCCCAAUCAAGGGCAGUGGGUAUUAAGCCCAUGUUGGCUACCCAGCAAUUACUGCAGCAAGGAGCUGAUAUUGAAAAAAUCCGUCAGGCCUUAAGUGAAGCCAAUGCCCAAAUGGAAGUGUCCACCGAUUCGGAAAGUGUUGCCGCCGAAUCGGGCCUUUCCGAAUCAGAGACUGAAGAACCAAAUCUCCUUAAUGUUACCGAACUGAGAAUACCCCUUGAUUUGGGCUGGAAACGAGAAACCGUCAUACGAGGCCUAACCAAGGCAGGACAAAUCAAAGGCGAAGUCACGUAUUAUGCCCCGGGCAGUAAUGUGCCCAUAAAGUCCAUAGGACAAGUAUUCGCUCACUUGGACAAGAAUCCCUCGAAGUUACUGCGUGAAAACUUUAGCUUCUCGGCCAGAGCCAUUGUGGGUACAUUCUUGCAGCCAGCCCCACCGCCAUAUGCCAAUGAUGGUGAAUACAUACGCAUGACGGAUGAGGAUGUGGCCAAACGUUUGGAAGAUUUAAAAAUAUUCACACGUCAGACAUUGAAUGUCGAAGAACGUAUACAGAUUGCCAAGCAACAGCAGGCCCUUAGGGAUGCCAAAAAGGCGCAAAAGGAGGAAAUGGCACGUAGUAAGGAGAAGGCACGCCAAGAGAAAAACGAAAAGCUGGAGCAGCAAAAACGUGAGCGUGAAUUAAAGAAUCAACAGGCCAUUGAGGCUCGCAAGAAAAAACAGGAAGAAUUGGAACGUUUAAAACAGGAAGAGAUACUCAAGAAGCAACAGGAAAAGGAAAAGAAACGUCAAGAAGCUAUUUUAGCUAAAGAACAGGAACUGAAUCGUCAAAAGGAAUUGCUUUUGGCUGCCGAAAUGGAAAGGGAGCGUAGACGUCAACAUAUGAAUCUGAUACGCCAGUUGGAGGUGCGUCGCAAAUUUGAAGAGCGCGAAAAGAAGAAACAUCAAAUGGUCUUGGAUCGUUUGAUUAUGCGUGAGAAACGUUUGGCCGCUCGCAAGAGAGAUGCCGAAAUUUUAGCACAAAUAAGGAAACCUCAAGAAGAUUCUGAACUGAUACAACCAAAUCCCAUACCGGAAUUGGAGCGUAUAGCCGGUAAUCGUUUACCCGGUCAGGCUAUGGCUGAUUUGUUAAUGGUCUUUGAAUUCUUGCACAAUUUCGGUGAAACUUUAGGAUUUGAUAUGGAAUCUCUACCCACACUACAGAAUCUCCAUGAUGCCCUUGUCAGCGAUAGCAAUGCCGAUGCCGAAGAAGAACUCUUGUCUGUGAUGACGCAUCUGCUGGUGUGUGCCAUAGAAGAUCCGGGCAUACCAAAUCCCGGGCGACACACCACCCUGUUGGGACAAUCGCUACGCAAUGCCGAUAUAACCAAUUCCAAUGUAGCCGAAAUAUUGCGCAUCUAUUUGUAUGCCACAGCCACCGGAGAAAUUCGCCAAAUGUUUGGCGUCGUCAUGGAUCGUGAGCGGGAACGUCGCGUACCCGAUCAUCAUCAAAUCGAUUCCGAGUCUGUUGUACACACUGGCAAAAAUGCCGAAUAUUAUAAGCUGCUGCACGAGAAUGAAACAUGGAAGCUUUCAAUGGCUCUAAAAGAUCGUCCAUUUGUGGCUUUAAAUCCCACCAAGAAAGCCCAAAUUUUGGCCCAUUUGUGCAAUGAUUUGCUCAUGAACAAGGCUGUCUUGAAGCAAAUCGAAAGUAGCCUAGAUACGUGCAAUCAAAUGCGCAAAGAAAAAUAUAUGACUGACAUGAAGGUGCGUAAGUACAAGGCCUUGCACAUGCGCAAAUCCCGCAUAGAGGCCUAUGAGAAGUUACAAGCCGAAAGGGAAGCUGCCAUGCAGGCUAUGGCCGCCCAACAGAAACUGGAUGCUGAGCGCAUGGAAAAGGAGAAUGCCGAUGGUAAUAAGGAAGCAACAACAGUGGAUCAUGAGAAUCCCAAUAAUCCCAAUUCCACAUUGGAGCAAACCUCCACAGAGGCUGCUGGCGGAGAGCAAAACAAUAAUGCCAACAACAAAGAUGAAAGUAUGGAAGUUGAUGGUGGUGAGUCCGCACAAAAACAACUAUUGGAUAAAGAUUUAACAAACCUGCCUGGCGCUGCUUUGGAUGAUGCCAAAUUGAUGGCCCUCACCUCAGACAUUACGCCCACAAAGAUGCCAAAGCUGGAUGAUCUUUCGGCUACAUCUUAUCACAAUGGUGGCUCCAAAGUAGGCGGUGGCCGCAGUGUUGGUGGUCUUAAUGAUGAUGCCUGCACUGAUGGUGGCAUGGACGAAGACAUGAGUGAUAUGGAAUCUGAAAUAACCAAUGUGGAGGAGGAUGAAGAUAAUCGCCUGUCCGCAGACGAACUGCAAAAGAAAUUGGAUAAAAUCAUAAGGGCCAAUUUGAAUUGCAAAGAGGUUCUGGAGAAGUCCACCAAUCAACUGCGUGCCACUUGUUUUGGCCAAGAUAGAUUUUGGAGACGUUAUUGGCGCUUACCCAAGGCUGGUGGUAUAUUCAUAGAGGCUCUAGAAUCGGCACAAAAUGAUAUAUUCCAAUACAAUCAGAUCUUGGAGCAAGAGGAUGAGGAGCGCAGAUUAAAUCAGCCGCCAGAUCAAGAAGUUCCAGCUGAAGAAUCUGAACUUCCGAAGGCUAGCGAAGAUAAUGAGGCUCCGUGCGAGAUCAACAAUGAUGUGGAAAUGACGAAUGAUGAGGUUACGGCAUCAAAUGUCACAUCUUCUGCGACGGAAUGUGCCAAUAUGGUAAACACUACUUCGGGAAAUGCAGAAACCAACGCCGAUGAUUCGGAUGAUGAUGUCAUCGAAACGAAUCGCGUCGAACCAGAAAUUGUGGAUUUGCGCGAUGAUGAUGAUGAUGAUUACGAUGUGGCCAUAAAACCCCAAGCUAUUCAAAUCGAUAACAAUGGUACAGCUAAAGUGGAGAAACCGGAUGCUGCCGGUCUUCUGCCACCACCACCACCACCGAUAUCGAGCAGCUCCGCAGCAAAUGUCACCUGCACUUCACCUACAGCCAAUAAUUCCAAUCCUCCCAAGAAGGAAGAUUUCGAAAGUGACGUUAAGCUGGGAGCAGGAGGCGUUGGCGGAACUCUCAAUCCUUCUCAGAUUUCUUUAACGACAAACUGUGAUAAAUCAGAAAUUACAAAUAUGAUAAAUAACACCAACGCCCCUACUGGCCUAGCUGCCACCACACCCACCAGCAUAAUCAAUUCUUCCCCAACCAUAAAGGUCGAUCCCAUGAAGGUCAUCGAUGACAAGAAAGAAGAUGACUGCAUAAUUGUCUCCUCUUCGGGACCCGCGGAGUGCAAGCCGUUAAUGCAGCCACCAGAGCCCCAGGAUAAAUGGUUUUCUAUUGUUAAUCGUGAAGUGCCAUUGACAACAACCGAACCUCAGAAUGCCACCAAUCUGAAAGAAUUCCAAAAACUCUACUCCAAUAUAACGUGCAGUUCUAGCUAUCAGAUACAGGGCCAUCCGUGGGAUCUGCCAAACAAUGUCCAAUACUUUACGGUGACCAUGGACGACUGUAAGGCCGAUCUGAGUAAACUCACCACAGAAUGCAUUGUUUCCCUGUCCGGCCUGGACCAGGAUGAGAUUGAUAAAAAAUUGAAAGAAUUCGAAGAAAAGUUACAACAAAAUUCAAAAAACUCCUUGGAGACUCCUCGUCAUCAUCAAAUGAGCAGCAGCAGCAUGAAAACUGAAGGUGAAACCACCGAUAACAUGGAUUGCGAUGACGAGGAGGUGGGCGAAGAACAUCUAGACAAGAAAUCCUUGGUAAAAAAUGAAUCGGAUUCAAAAUUUUUUCAUUUUGCUAAGGACGAAGCCAUCGACAGUGGUGGGGGAGGAGAUGCCACCGAUUGCUAUGAUAUAAAACCGAAAUUGGAAAUAAAACUCGACGAAGCAUUGCAAACGUCUUUGCAAAAUAUGCACAACAUGUCCUUGACCAACAUUAGCAAUUUCAUACAAUACGACGUUCCCACGCCUCUGCAAAUGAGCCUCGAAGAGUCACAAAAAUUGGAGCUAAUUAAAAAGGAGGGGUUUCCCAAGAAGGUAAACAAUAGUUUUGUGCCGCACAACCUUCGUUACAACUGGUGGAAGAUCGACACCAUGGAGCUUUUGCAACAGGUCAUUAACUCACUCAACUCAUCAGGCCUGCGAGAAAAGGAACUGAAGGAAAAUCUAACACGUUUCUUAAGUCAAGAAAUACCUUUGGGUCUACCCUAUGCCUUUGGUGAGGCAAAAGAGUCGGAUCAGCCUUUUGUAAUGCCAGAUAAGCCCAACGAUUGGACACCUAAAAUAGCCAAGCGUGUUGAAAUGGCCUUGUUGGAGCAGCUGGAGGCUUUGGAAGAUAAAAUUGCCUCAGCCUCUAUGCAAUUGAAAAACUGGGCAUUGCCACCUCGCAUUGAGUCUGAGCUCAAUCUGGAAAGUGAUGCGGACAUAACGGAAGAAGAUUUUGUCAGCAUAAUUCCUAUGAUUAGGGAACGCAUUAUCGAUCUGGAGGCAAAUAUUGAAAGACGUUAUCUCAAACCACCGCUAGGAGCCCAUACGGGUGAUGCUCACUUAGCUGCCAUCGCACAAAAUCAGCAAAAUACUCAAACGCAAAAUUCCGCCAAUGCUGCCGCCUACUAUCAGCAAAUGCAACAGCAACAGGCCGCUGCCCAACAGCAACAACAGGCCUUCAAUCCCUCGGCAUUCAAUGAGCGUGCCAUGGCUUUGGCCGCCGCCAACAAUACCGAAAAUAAUUCGCAGACGCAUAAUGAAAAUAAUUCAGGCGGUGAUUCACCUUCGAGCAAUUGUGAUAGUGAUAAAGAUGAAAAGGUGGAGAAUAUUCCCAAAGGUUUGGUGUCAUGGCGUGAUGCUGUCUCACGAUCCCAUACCACUGCUCAAUUGGCCAUGGCCCUGUAUGUGCUGGAAUCAUGUGUGGCCUGGGACAAGAGCAUUAUGAAGGCGAAUUGCCAGUUCUGCACAUCUGGCGAGAAUGAGGAUAAGCUGUUGCUGUGUGAUGGCUGUGAUAAGGGUUAUCACACCUAUUGUUUCAAGCCGAAAAUGGACAAUAUACCGGAUGGCGAUUGGUAUUGCUAUGAAUGCGUCAAUAAGGCCACCAAUGAACGCAAAUGCAUUGUAUGCGGUGGCCAUCGCCUACCCCCGGUGGGCAAGAUGAUCUAUUGUGAUUUGUGUCCGCGUGCUUAUCAUGCCGAUUGUUACAUUCCGCCAUUGUUGAAAGUGCCUCGUGGCAAGUGGUAUUGUCAUGGUUGCGUUUCAAAGGCACCACCACCGAAAAAACGUUCCUCUUCCAGCAAGCCUCGCCGUGAUCGAGACUCAUCGUCCACCUCGCUAUCGUCGAAACGCAAGGACAAACAUCACAAUACAUCGUCCAGUUGUGAGCAGCUAAACACUUCGACGGACCAUCAUAAUCUGCACAAUUCAUCGCACGAUGAAUCCAUGACCUCAUUGCCACCGCCUUUAAGUCCUGCCCAUUCGGUGGCCUCGACUUCCUAUGACGAUCAUCACAAUAAUUCCAUAGAUACCACGCGCUUCCAGAAUCAAGUUACCAAUCGUCAAUCGGUGCUAAGUCCUCAGCCUAAUAAUGAAUACAACGAUACCAGCAUGGAUGGUAAUGCCAUCAAUAAUCCGGCAGCAGCCAAUAUCAAUGCAGCAACUAAUCAUGGACUUUUAUUAGCAACACAGCAACAACACCAGCAGCAUCAACAAACACAACAUAUGCAGCAACAGCAACUGUUAAACAGCCAGCUUCCUGGCGGCAUUGCUACGUUGUCCAAUCCAAAUCCUUUGAUAGCACAGCAGCCUGCCAUGUCUUUACCCUUAACCAUGCCACAACAACAGCAACUUUUCAAUAGCAUGGCGCCCGGAACACUGCUGCCACCUCAACCACCACAAACAAUGUCACCAUCAUUGUUUGCCAAUUUGGCAGCAUCAGUGCCGCCCCAUCCUUCGAUGGCUGCCGCUAAUCAAAGCAAUCAUUUGGCACCUUUUGCAAUGAAUGCCGCUGUUGUUGGAACUUCAUUGAUACAACCGCCGCCGCCAACGGCCGUAACAACUGUUUCAGUUGCAAUGCCCGCACAAAUGCCGCCAGUGAGCAAUCAACCAAUGCCCAUUAUACCCAGCCAAUUGCCCAUAUCGAUUAAUAUGCCUAUAUUAUCAACAGCAACACUUCCCACAUCAAUGACCACAGCACCCACAGUCUCUUCUUUAAUGUGUUCAACAUCACCACAACAUUCCCUAACGUCGCCACGUUCAUCCACACCCACCCAAUCGCAAGCAAUGCUUUAUAAUGCUGUACCACUGCAACAGCAGCUGCAGAUGCACCAACAACAGCCGCAACAUUCUCCCCAAUUGCUUGGGACACCGGCGGCGGUGGCGUCGGCUGCAGCAACUUCACCUGCCAUGACUUCACCCUCGCUAACAUCCCCCAUUGCCAGCUCCACUGCUUUGGGACCACCACCACCACUUAAUAUACAUGCGGUGCAAGAGGCCAAGGAGAAGAUGAAACAGGAGAAGAAAGAAAAACAUGCCACCAAAAAGUUGAUGAAAGAAUUGGCCGUAUGCAAGACUGUUCUAGGGGAGAUGGAGCUACAUGAAGAUUCGUGGCCAUUUUUGUUGCCAGUAAAUACCAAACAAUUUCCUACUUACCGUAAAAUCAUAAAAAAUCCUAUGGAUUUGUCAACUAUAAAAAAAAGACUACAAGAACUGAGUUACAAAAGCCGCGAAGAUUUCUGCGUUGAUGUCCGGCAGAUAUUCGAUAAUUGUGAAAUGUUCAAUGAGGACGAUUCGCCGGUGGGUAAAGCUGGUCAUGGCAUGCGUAAGUUCUUUGAAAUGCGUUGGGCUGAGUUGACUGAUAAACACUCAUGAUAUCAAAUGCAACAACAUACGGCUACACAACAGCAGCAACAACAACAACCACAACAACAAUCGCAACAGUCGCAACAACAACAACUCAAAUAUAACAGCGAAUAAAAUAAUACAAAAAGAAACACACACACACACACAUACCAACACACAAUAAUGUGAAAUGAAAUGUGAAACAUUUUCAUUUUUUCUUUCUUUCUUGUCGAAAAGAAACAUUUUAUUUAUAUCCCAUAUAUAAAUAUUUAGAGAAAAAACAGUUGAAGCAAAAAAAAAAAAAAACAAACAAACCACUGAAAGAGCAUAAACAUUUCACUAAACCCUCUAACAUGCGCCGUAAGGAUCCCCCCUCACUUCCUUCAAAAGUUUUAACUAUUACAAUUUAAAGGAUAGUAAAAUAAGACAACACACAUAUUAACAAAAGAAAAAAGGCUUAAAAUUUAUUAUAAACUAAGUAUAGAAACACACACACAUACACAACAAGUACAUCUCCUUGACACUUUUCCAAUUAACAACACCACCAUUUUCAUGCCCACAAGAAAUAAACCUUAUUUUAAAGUUAGACGGAACUAUAAUUAAAAUUAGCUAAAAUAGCUUGAGACACAUAUAGACACACAUACAAAUCCACUUUUAUAUAUUAAAAUGAGAUAAUGUGAUUUCUUCAAAAAAAAAAAAAAAAAAUGACAAGCCAUCAACUGAAUAUAGAAUGGGGAGAAGGAGGCGUCAAUGAAUGCAUGUUUAGAGAAAUCAUGGCAUUUUAUAUUUAAACAUUUUUUUUACUGCCUAUAAUGUAAACCAAAUCAAUUCUCGAGGGACAGCUUAGUUUUGUAUUAUUAAAAAUUUUUUUCUUUUUUGGAAACUUUACAUGGAAAAUUUUUGGAAAUGCAAAUUUUAUGGGCAA
Messenger RNA from Stomoxys calcitrans (stable fly), 11042 nucleotides. RefSeq names its product bromodomain adjacent to zinc finger domain protein 2B (gene tou). The transcript is spliced from 18 exons. The record is from RefSeq and is a predicted model, not a curated record. Gene Ontology annotation, molecular function: DNA binding; protein binding. Bases 560 to 10147 code for a protein of 3195 amino acids. Lineage: Eukaryota; Metazoa; Arthropoda; Insecta; Diptera; Muscidae.